Molecule: messenger RNA, 505 nt
Organism: Rhagoletis pomonella (apple maggot)
Lineage: Eukaryota; Metazoa; Arthropoda; Insecta; Diptera; Tephritidae
Product: AP-1 complex subunit sigma-2-like
Exons: 3
Coding region: 159-431 (90 amino acids)
Biological process (GO): protein transport; vesicle-mediated transport
Cellular component (GO): intracellular membrane-bounded organelle
Source: RefSeq, a predicted model, not a curated record
AUCGAAAUAUCUAACAUCGAUGACACUUUUAUUUUUCACAUUCCAUUUAAUAAGACGAGUUAUCCAUGGCAUUAAAUGGAAAAAUAAGUUUAUUAAUCGCGUACUCAAUAUAAUUAUUUUUACUCUGAUAUUUCGAAAAAUUUUUGAACUUUUUAAGUAUGAUGCUGUUUAUGUUGCUAUUUAGCCGACAAGGCAAAUUACGAUUGCAAAAGUGGUACAUGGCUUAUCCCGAUAAGGUAAAGAAGAAGAUAACUCGUGAAUUAGUAACUACCAUACUGGCGCGGAAGCCUAAAAUGUGCUCAUUCUUGGAGUGGAAAGAUUGCAAAAUUGUGUACAAGCGAUUGUACCCUCUAAGUGAGCUUUUGGGUUACCGAAGUCCCAUGGUAUUAUGGCAAUACCGUUUCCGUAGCUUAGUGAACUUAAAGCUAUGACAACCGAGACAUAACAUCUUUUAAUACAGUUUUACUUAAAACAAAACAAUAAACCUGAAAAAUUAUCGCAAAAA